AUGGAGGGGCCUAAUACAACAACAGAGGAAGGGGGUGCUGCUGUUGCUCCUCCUCCACAAGAAGAAAAUAAUACAGCAGCAGCAGCAGCAGCAGCAGCAGCAGCAGCAGACACGAAAACCCCUAUCCUCUCAUGCCUUUCGCCAGAGCAACAAGAAAAAUUGAAUAUUUUCUUAGAAAAAGAAAAAGGAGAAGAAUAUGAUGUAGAUGAUGUUACUAAAUUAUUAGUAGAUCUUAGGUAA
This is a messenger RNA of Eimeria maxima, 240 nucleotides long. RefSeq lists its product as hypothetical. The transcript has 2 exons. The coding region runs from base 1 to 240 and encodes 79 amino acids. The record is from RefSeq and is a predicted model, not a curated record. Lineage: Eukaryota; Apicomplexa; Conoidasida; Eucoccidiorida; Eimeriidae.